CGGGGAAGCUUUACCCACAGAGAGCCGGGGAUUCUGCCUAUUCUUUUCCCACUCCCCCUUACCUACUCUCCACCCUCCAGCCCCUCCGCACUUACCGGCACAGCCUUCCUCUCCUCUCCCAGGGCUCCCCAAGCAGUCUCUCCCAAGCAGUCUCUCCCAAGCAGUCUCCCCUAGCAGUCUCUCCUAAGCAGUCUCUCCUAAGCAGUCUCUCCCAGCCCUGCAACGUCUCUCUGCCUCAGGAUUUGUGUGCUGUUCCUAUUCCCACCCCAUGCUGUCUCUUCCCUGCCUCCUUGUGCAGUCUCUCAGCCCUGCAACAUCUCACCCUGAGUCGGCGAAGUCUCUCAGCCCCCCUACAUCUGUGUGUCCCCCAGAGCCGUCAUUCUGCCCCCAAGUGCCCCCCUACCUGUCUCUCUGUGCCCAGAGCAGCCCAUUUCCACAAAACUCUUCUUUCAUUUUUUCCUGCUGCUGCUGCCGCCAGUGAAGUCUGUGCCAGUACCAAGGUGGCAGUGAGUGGCAAGGUGGCAGUCAGUGGCGGUGCCAAGGUGCCAGUCAGUGGAGGUGCCAGUCUGAUGCCGGGGCACCAUGAGGGCUGUACUAGAGGAGCUGGGCAUCCGGCUGCUGCUGUUCGGGGUGUUUGUAUUUACAGAGUUCUUAGAUCCUUUCCAACGCGUCAUCCAACCGGAGGAGAUCUGGCUGUAUAAGAACCCCUUGGUGCAAUCAGACAAUAUACCUACUCGACUGAUGUUUGCCAUCUCCUUUCUGACUCCCCUUGCUGUGAUUUUCGUGGUGAAAAUCAUCCUGCGCACGGACAGAACGGAGGUGAAAGAAGCCUGUUUGGCUGUCUCCUUGGCAUUGGCUCUGAAUGGAGUUUGCACAAAUACCAUCAAACUCAUAGUGGGAAGACCUCGUCCUGAUUUCUUCUACCGCUGCUUUCCUGAUGGAGUAUCCAAUGAGGAGAUGCAUUGUACUGGAGAUGCCAGCUUGGUGUCUGAAGGCAGAAAAAGCUUCCCAAGCAUUCACUCCUCCUUUGCCUUCGCAGGCCUGGGGUUCACCUCCUUCUAUCUAGCAGGGAAGCUGCACUGUUUCACUGAGCUUGGGCAAGGGAAGAGCUGGCGACUCUGUGCUGCCAUCUUGCCGCUGUAUUGUGCCAUGAUGAUUGCUUUGUCGCGCAUGUGUGACUACAAACACCACUGGCAGGAUUCCUUCGUGGGUGGGGUGAUUGGCCUGAUUCUAGCCUACCUAUGUUAUCGGCAGCACUACCCUCCCCUGACGCACUUGUCCUGCCACCGCCCGGCUGUGUGCCUGCGCCAAGUGGGCCCCCAGAAAAAGGAGGAACCGACGCCGACAGAGAACACUGAGGGCCUGAUGCACGAGGGCCUGACCGAGGGACCAGUAUGACCAGCAGUUGCUCCCAUCUGACUUGUAGAUGCAACCCUAACCUCAGCAAGGGGCUUAUCCCUGCACUGUGUAUAUGGGGCCACGCACUUCCAUCCAGUGUGACUGGCGCCUACAGUGACCGGACGCCACGAGGGCUGAACCCCCUAUCACUAUCCUUAUUGAUCUUCAUUGCUCAUAUCACAACUUUCAUUACUGCCCUUUCUUUAUCUCCGCCAUGAACUGCUAAUACUAUAACAAUUCUUCUACCCAGCUUUAAUAACGCAUUUCUGCUGUCAAAACCUUCGAUUGUAUCCAUCUUGUAUCUGUGCAGCCUGGACUUCAUAAAUCCAUUAGUGCCAUUCAGGCGGCUCACAAUACCGUGGCGUUGAGUAAAGUGUGGGAUCUGUCGGGCCCCCCGGUGGGUCGGCCAGUCAUUAUUAGGGCCUGUGCUUGGAUAGAGCUUCUGAUAACAAACUACAGGCACUAUUUUAUAUGAAUCUCCCCUUUUCUCUUACACCUUUUCCUAAACUCUGAUGGACCAACUAUAGGUGUAAAGGUGCUAUAGGUGUAACCGCCUCAGCUUGAUAGAUUCUCAGCCCCCUAUUAGCAUGAACUGCAGCUCCCAGGGUUUUUAGCCAACUCACAACAAUGUUUAAGGGUCUAAAAUCUUUACUUUUUUCAAGUUCUGAAAGCUUUUUCCAUCCUUUAUAGCAGGGCUGUCCCAUUGGCGGUCUGCAGGCCCUCGAGAGGGUUUUUAUAGCCCCCAGUUUGCUCCAAGGCUCCUUAGAAUUCACUUUAUUACAUCAUCAUUUUAAUAUAAUCUGGCCCUUGAAUGUGCCUCUACAUGUAAUAAGAUGGACAGCACUGCUUUAAAGGAUAAGUAAACCUUUAAAAUAAGUUGAUGUAAAAUUCCAAGAUAUUAAGGGUUUGAAGUACUGUUAAUAUGAAUGCAUUUUGUUAUAACAGCGCCACCUGCUGGUCACUUUCUGAACAUGAAGUAGUCAAGAACGGGGAAAGAAAGAAAGCGGGGUUGAUGUUCUUCAUGUUAGGAAAAACAUUAGAAACCUCAGAUAACUUUUGUCACGUCUUUCCUAACCAGAAGAACAUCAGCCCCGCCCUCUUUCUUUCUCCUGACAACGCCCUCGAAAAUGACCAGCAGGUGGCGAUGUUGUUACAAAAUGUUACAUCAGUACUUUCAACCCUUAAUAUCUUGGAAUAAAAAAUUACAUAAAACAAUUUCCAGAAACAAAAAAGCUGCUUUUUUUUCCUUCCCUUUUGGGGGUUGUUUAUACAGGAGCCUGACUGCCUGGUCUCACUUACCUGCAUUCUUCUGCCGUAGCUUGCAGUUCUGACCAUAAGCAGUCUAUGGAGGCAGUCAUACGGAGGCGGCGUUUGGUGUAAGCUCCUCCUUGUAACAAAAAGCAGAAUCCAUUGACAGUAUGGGUUUGUUUAAAAAUAUUAAAAGGCAGUUUCUACAGACUCCCCCACAGAGGGUUUUUGUACCAGCAUGGAGGAACAGCUGCAACAGAUAUGGAGCUCUAAUAUUGUCCUACAGAGCACCAAGAACGUCACGUCUGUUCCACUGGGCACAGUCCCCGGCCCUGAGCAUUUGUCAUUUUAUUUUAGAUUUUUUUGUGACCCAAUAUUUAAUUUUUUUUUGCUACAUUCACAAAUGGAUCAUUACAUUUAUUUACCCUGAACUACUUUUGAUUGACUUCCCCACAAGCUUUUCUACUUUGUUUUCAGCCAUUUCUAGGCUUACAGAAGCUCAAAGAAGUGCCCUUCAUCAUGAUCAAGCUGCUUGUGCGUGGGUAGAUGCGUUGAGUUGAUCUUUUGGUAAAGAACCCUCAAAGCAAUGCCCAAUUUGCUUACCCCACUGGUGGUAGAAAUCAGGACAAUCACAUGGCGUCCAAACCAAUGAUGAUGUCCCAUAGGGAAACCUGUACAGACCCUUCAAAAGAGGACAAUCUCCCCCAGCCUAAUGGUCUUCAUUCAACAAGAUUUCCAGGCUUCCAGAUUUAUAUCUGAGUAAACCCAAGAGCCCAUGCACUGGCUAAUAAGAUGUUAAAGAGUGGCCAAGCUGGCAGCCAGUAUAUACCAGCCUUCUGAUAGCUUCAACACAGUCCUUUACAGAGACCCUACAUCAUUCCCUGCUCCAGUGGUCUCAUUUACAAACACAGCCAAUAAACCAAACUCCUUUUCCAAGCUGGAAUCAAACUUACGACCAUGGGUCUGCAAGGCUACCUACAGAGCCACCGUACAUACAUAUAUAUUUACAAAUGUUACUAAUCACUUUCACAAUAUGCAAUUUUAUUUAGGUUUAGUGUUUCUCCGACCAAGCAAUGCCCAUAUGCUCAACUGCCUCCUAGCAGAGCUGAGAGUAGAAGAUAGAAAGAUAAUUCUGCCUCAUUGCUGGGAUUUACCAUCUGCUGGGAUGGUGAAGCCUUCUCAGAUAUCCCAUAGCACAAGGAUUGGUUCUACAUGGACCUCCAUGGAUUUUUAUGGCCCCAGCUUGGACAAGGGCCUCCAUAAAUCCAUCACUGUCCAGCCUACAAACCUGGGGCAUAUUGGAUUACAGACCCAGUACAUGGAAAAGGCUGGUUAGCACCACCAUUGAACAUCUGUUUGGAAUCCUGGUGUAGAACUAUUCUAACCUUUGUCUCAGUUUACAGCAUUUUUAUCCCUGUUUCCUGUGUAAAGAAAAGAAGUCACCAGUCAUACGUUCUACAGAACUUAAUGCAUGAAGUGUCAUGGGUGUCACUUGCAAGGGUCCGUGUGUUGUCCCAUUGGGGUUGGUGAGCCGCACGUACACAACUUGUGCAAUGGUGUCUUUUCAUGUGAUCUCAGAAGAUUGUAUGUUGCACUUGCAGCCUGGUGACUGUCCAAUGAGGAAUGCUUUUAUAACUUGCAGAUGAAUGCAUGCUGCACACAGUGUUUCUAUGUUCCAGGUUUGUGUUGCGUCCUAUUGUCGUCCGUAUAUUGUUGGUGGUAGAUAAAGGCCACCUUCCUUAUCCAGACAGUGAGUUUGUCAAAUUCUGAAACUAUAGCUGGCCAUACACAAAGGGUCAGCCCGGGGUGUGUGAAGCCUACUGCAACUGCACCACCAACUGCCCACACACCCAAUGCCUGCCCCCCCAUGCAUACCUGUAAACAAGGGGUGGGUGGGGAGAAGCAGUGGGAAGUGGCAGGUGUGGAUCAGUUCUGGGUCAGCAGGGCCCACCCGGCUUUUUACUGGCACCCUGCCAGCCCAAUCCGACCCUUCAUACGCAGUAAGGUCCACUUGCUUGGUGACCACAUGCUUGUCCCCCAAGCCAAUGAUUGGAUCAUACAGUUGGAAACCUGGCAAGGCUGGCACCAGUGUCUCAAUAUUGUUUUUGACCAACAGGAUUUGCUAACAUAUCUGAUAGAUAUCUGCCUCAUUUUUGCCCAUAUAUCAGUUGGGCAGGCCAGUCAGUGGGCCCCUUACCCAACCAAUAAGCUGCUGACGUAGUCUUUUAUAAGCCCAUGUACGGCCCUUAUUUGCUUGCCCCUACAGUGUGACUAUGCCAAUAGGUUUAGAAGUAGCACAUACUAGGAACUGAUGUGUGUCUGUAGCCCAGAGAUGGAUAAACUGUGGCCCUCUACCUGAUGCUGAGCUUAAUAGAUGAGCACUAUCUGGUGGUCCGCAGUCUGGCUAUUGCUAAAGAAUCCUACUCAUUCUUUUGUUUAGGUUGUGUCUAGAAUAUUUACUGUGCAGUUUUCUCCAAACAGGAGCACCCCCAGUGAUUUAGCCUUUCUUUCUCCUUUAAAAUGCUGCCUAGUUGUCAGGGUCACUGACCCCUGCUACCAGAAAGCAAGCUAAACUGAUUUUUUAUUCCGAAUGUUCAUCCAGACCCUCUCCUAUUCAUCUUUCAUUCUGUCAAUUAAACCACUGCCCGGUUGCUAUAAGAAGUGGGACUACCAAUCACAUAACAAUUUAUGUGUAACUUAUAUUUGUUUUAUUUUUCAGUUGUAUAGAAAACAAAGUACAUUGCAAUAAGAAAGCAUAUAUCAAGUUUCAAUCGUCAGGGGAGAAACAGAACAUUGCUUCCAAUGAUAAGUCGUUUGUAUUGUAUCUUCUUUAUCUGUAGAAAUCAAAGCGUGGGAAUGAGUAUAUAACAUCAAAUUAUGAGAUAUAUAGGUACGUUAUGAGCUAACGAGAGCAAAGGGUCAACAAUAUAGCAAUAUAGGCAGUGGAUUGCUGAUGGGAGUCCCCAAUAUAGGCUUAAUUAGGUGGCCGAGCCUGGAAUUCCCAGAGAUCCCAAACUUUCAGAUAUUGGGGAUAUUGUUGUCUUCUAUCUAUAUUCGAAUUGAGACCUGAGGAGUAUUUUAGAAAAAUAAAGCAGCGAUCAGGUACAGGCAAGGGAGGCCUUCUGUUUAGUAUGGUAAGAAACAGACCAUUUUCCUUGUCCUUUACAGUACAAAAUGGAGAAUUGCAGAACAAAAAUGUUAAAUAUUUCAGAAACUAAAAUAAAAAAGGAUCAGUCCCAGUUUUCUUUAGACUGUCCCCUGUCUAUAACAUAUACAGUUAAUUUCAAGGUCAGCCAACCCCUUUAUUAUUUCCAUCAGACAAACAAAGAGGGCAAAUUAAAAAGACAAUGGGUCAUUUAAUAGCACAAAGGGAAUCUGAUUAAUUUAUAAUAUUUUUUGGUGUAACAAACACUCAUUACAAGGACAAUGAAAUAUGAAAUGAAUAGCAUCUGGUUUUGAUCAGAGUAUUACUUUUAUUUAUAUUGUUAUAAAAGAUAUGUUUAUACAAUGGUGUAACUAUAGAGGGGGGGGCAGACCCUUUGACUGCAAGGGGUCCCACUCCUGCUUUUUAAUACAAUAAUGAUGCACAAAGGGGGGCAGUGGCCUGUGGGUGGCAGGGGGGUGAACCAUAGGCCCCCAAGUUAGGGCCACCUGCGUUAUACCCGCAUACUAUUUCCUAUAAGGGGAACUUUUAUAGUAUUUAAGGUAUAAUCUCCCUACAUACAUCACCAAUGGCUGUUUUAUCUCUAUGAGAGAGGCAGCAUAGGGGCAAUAAUAUGGGGGCCUCAGUCAUUUCUGGGAUCAUGGGUUCCAGUACUUAGUGCUAUUCAAUAUGGCAUGUUGUCCCCAAGUCUUACACAUGUGUUGGCCAUGUCUGUAGAUCACCAGUACAUUACCACCUGUAUUAACGUCUGGCUCCGCCCUAGGCACUGGGGCCACACCCCUCAGCUGGGGAAGUUUUUAUUUACCAUAUAAGCACCCAGACUCUGCCCCCCUAAAGCUCUCGACCAAGGCAUGGGCCUAGGGUUGCCACCUCUCAGGCUUCUUCUUACUGGCCAGGGCAGGUCAAUGGGGGAUCGGGUCCAUAACAUCAGGGGCAAACCGCUGGCAUUAAGAGGGGUGGGGCCUAAAGUCAGUGGGCUACAUUCAUGGGGAAAUAGUUUGAGGGCUGGCUAGAAAGGGAGCUGUAAGAGGGGAUAGGAGGCGGGCUGGAGGCAGAUCAGAGUUGGGCUGGGGGCGAAGGGCAAGGUGUUACAAUUACCUGGCUGGUAUUUUACCUGCUAGGUCAGUGAAAUACUGGAAAGGUGGCAAACCUACAUGGGCCCAUGGGUGCCUGGUAAAUGUGGCCCUACUUGUGACUCUUCAUCUGUUACAGGGAUACAACUCUCAGCCUCAGAUCCUAGUGGUAGUUCUGCCAGUGCUAUUGAUUGACUGGUCGCUUCUUUAUUUUCAUAUUAUUAACCUGAAGGCAAACUUCCCCUUGUUAUCAUUAUUGUAAUAUUCCCUUCUUUUAUCUGCUUGUUCCAAUGUGAUGGUUACCAUAAAAUCCAUGAUUAUCAGCAAUAA
Messenger RNA from Xenopus tropicalis (tropical clawed frog), 7212 nucleotides. RefSeq names its product phospholipid phosphatase 4 (gene plpp4). Gene Ontology annotation, molecular function: diacylglycerol diphosphate phosphatase activity; phosphatidate phosphatase activity. Gene Ontology annotation, biological process: phospholipid metabolic process. Gene Ontology annotation, cellular component: membrane. The record is from RefSeq and is a predicted model, not a curated record. The transcript is spliced from 7 exons. Lineage: Eukaryota; Metazoa; Chordata; Amphibia; Anura; Pipidae. The coding region runs from base 583 to 1398 and encodes 271 amino acids.